Paramormyrops kingsleyae is the source of this 3805-nucleotide messenger RNA. RefSeq names its product tetraspanin 13b (gene tspan13b). Gene Ontology annotation, cellular component: membrane. The record is from RefSeq and is a predicted model, not a curated record. NCBI's taxonomy places the organism in Eukaryota, Metazoa, Chordata, Actinopteri, Osteoglossiformes, Mormyridae.
UUUGGAGCAGUAAAGUCCUGCUUGCAUCCCUGCGUUGGGCGUGUUUCUCACCAGCAGCGAAAUUUAAAGAGCAGCUGUUAUGGCGUGCAUUGGAUUUUCCUGUUCCAAGAAUUGCCUCUGCGCCUUAAACAUCCUCUAUGUUAUGGUGAGCCUGCUGAUGAUUGGCAUUGCCGCCUGGGGCAAAUGGUUCGGCCUGGUCUCCAGCUUCCGGGUGGUGGGAGGGGUCAUUGGCGUGGGGGUCUUCCUCUUCUUUGUGGCGCUGGUGGGGCUCAUCGGGGCGCUGAGGCACCAUCAGGUGUUGCUCUUCUUUUACAUGAUCGUCCUCUUCAUUGUGUUCGUGGUCCAGUUCUCCGUGUCCUGCGCCUCUCUGGCCAUCACUGAGACCCAGCAGGAAGAGCUGCUGGAGGUUGGCUGGAACAACUCUGUGAACACGCAGAGGGACGUGGAGAAGAGCCUGGACUGCUGCGGAUUCUCCGCCGUCAACUACAGCGGCGUCUGCGGCGCGGCCUGCUUCCCCAACCACACGUGCGACUUCUGUAAGGCCAAGAUCCAGAAGCAUGCUGGUGAGGUGCUGCAGUUCGUGGGAGGAGUGGGGCUCUUCUUCAGCUUCACCGAGAUUCUGGGAGUGUGGCUGACCUACAGGUAUCGGAACCAGAAGGAUCCCCGUGCAAAUCCAAGCGCUUUCCUGUAACUUCGUGUGUUUGAGUUUACGUGGGGUUUAAUCACUGCACUAUUUGAACUUUUCUGAAUGUUUUUUCUUUAUUUGUAAAUGAAGUCUGUCUGCUGGGCUUCAUUCGGGAGGCAUCACGCUCGUUUGUGCCGCUGGCCCGUCUCGUGACCGAGUAGCGCAUUUCAGUUUGAGUGGCUUGUGACGUGUGCUCCAGCACCCCCUACAGGACACUCCGGAACCUCUGCGAUAACGAGACGCGUCACUGCAGAAAACCGGAUAGGACGCUUGGAUGCAUGGCUAUGAGUGCAAAGAACUAAGCCAGUUAUCAUCAGACAUCCAUCCUGUAGAGUCCAUACUGGGGCUAACAGCUAAACACUGCUGAACAGGAAUGCUAUGGUAGUGUAGCAUAGUGUGGACCGUGCAUGCCUGACUGGUUACUUUUCACUAUGUUUGUAGGGUGUAUCUUAAGAAGUGCAAUAAAUGAAGAAAGCUCUGCUGUGUAUAUGCAUACCGUGGAAAUUGUUGCCCAUGCUCAGUGGAUUUUUACUCGCACUUCUGCAUUUUGUGUGUAUGCACAUAUUAGUAUGUAUUGACAUUCCCUUUUAAACCCAGUGUCACUCCAUGUUAGUGCUUUAGCUGAUGAAUUUAGUUUGUUGAUUUAGACCGUAGCUCAGUUCUCAAAUAAAAAAAAAAAAGAAGGAAUCUAGGGAAAUUAGGAAGUAGUGGCUAGUCUGGCUUUGUUUGUAGCUGCUCUUGACCUGAUAAUCCAUUGUUUGCUGCUCAGUAUUUCUGCAAGUGGGUUAUGAUGUGUGUGCGUGUGCGCAUGCGUGCGUGCGGGUAACCCUGCCUCAGUCUCCGAAGAGCGACAUGUGUUCGCCUCAUUCUUGCAUGAAUCCUUUUAUCCUGAUGGUUCUGUGAACUACGUACCUUUAAACUUUGUAAACUGCAAUUAAAAAGAAAAAGGAUUUGAUACACCGUGACGGGAAUGAGCUUUGUCCCAGUGCUGUUGCCAUUACGUGACACCGCUGCCACGUGUAGUAAUUCCGGCAGGCAACUUUUACAUCAGAAUCUUCGCUUUAAAUCGGGGACACAGCUGGGUUGAGCACUGAGGCCUAAAAGUCACAUGAUCCAUGCAUGCAGUAAAUGGAGUGUUAGGGUGUCUUUCUGAGUGCUUACUGCACAUUACAUGGUCACAUUCCACAAAGGUUAAAAUGUUUUAAAUGGACUUACGUGGGUUGUUGUCAGUGAAGAAAAUAUGUCAGCCGACGAUAAAAAUGAAUCUUGCUUUAAAUUCACAAUUAAUGAGGGUUCAAGUUAACUAAUACAUAAUUAAAAUUAGUUAUUAAAAUAAGUUGUCUGUUUUUGAUAGACUUUGACAGGGAGUUAAAAUAGUACAAACCUUGAAUCAUCUAUGUGUGCCAGUCAGUUUUAGGAAACUGAACUGGCUCCGUUUAAAUGCUGAAAAAACAAUGGAGAACUUCCUUGUGCCGUCAAGGCAAACAGCAUUUUUUGCAUCUCUUUCUUCACCAAAACCCCCCUCUGCAAACAAUAGGCGAUGCAUUAUGUUUUCACUCGUUGUAAAAGACUGGAAAAGCAGAGAUUGGGUUCUAGAUGUAAUUCCUGGCAGUGAUAGUAUGCUGCGACUGUUGUACCUGCAAGUGCACGUUGCCAUAGCUACGCAAAGUCGGAACAUGCCCCUCCCACUCAGGUCAGUUCAGUUGCAUUCCUACAGCACUCAGCCAUGAAGACCAGCAGACACAGCAGAAGCACUUACAUAAUGAUGUCCAGCCGUUCCAAAUAUCACUUGCCGGAUGCAACAGAGAGGCAUUCGAAGUGGUUUCCAUGGGAACGAGUUUAUCCCCGGAUAUUCCACAAGCUCAUCAUUUUGGUAACCCGGCAACCUCUCGCCGGUGGAAAAGUCAUAUCAUUUCACGCCGGCCCCUCCCAUACACACUCCAGUCACCCCGGGUAUCAUGUCUUCUUACUCGGCCUGUUCCAUCAUUAAAUACACAGAAUUGUUGACCCAGAGAUAGAAUGUAAGGUAAGGGUCCAGCGGGGCUUGGCAGAGAGCCGGAAUGACAGGUAUUAAAAAUCAGUUUGUCAAGGAAAUGUUACCCACCAAACUGAAUCGUGUCAUUCAAUGACUUCACUACAAAACUUGAUCACUGAGUCCUUGAAAUUUCUUAAAGCUUAUCAAAAAACACUUCUGCAUAUUUUAUUAUUACACUUUAGAGCUAUUUAACCUUAUAUCUGCAGAUUAGUGAAUAUUAUCAAAAUACUUUAAGAUGAUAGAAAUCACGUAGAUCAUGCUUUCUGCUCUAUGAAUGGGCUGUUUAGCUGAUUUUUCAUUCAGACAGCAUUCCUGCUUUUUUAUUAACAUAUUACACAUUUGGUAAAUUUUAGUAAAAGGUAAAAAUUACCCAAUAUUGCAAGUUUGCAAUCUGAACAAACCACUUAUGGUCAGCUGUCAUUGAGAUCCAUGUAGGUCACAUCCAGAAGGCCAUUAAAGCCAGGAGACACAACCAAGUCAGGAGACACGUUUAUUAAAAAGACAAAUACACAAGCAGGAUGAUAAGACACAAUGCAUGAAAAAGUUGAACAAUGGAAGAGGAUCCCUUGAAACUGAAGACGAAGUAUCCCAGUGCUUGGCUUUUUCACCAGUAAACAUUUUCAUGACCCUUGAGCCUGAGAACUUGGUCAAAGGUCAAAGGUCACAGGCACACAUGGUGCUCUCACAACUCUGUCUUCAGCAGCCUCUUAGCCUUCUUCAUGUUGCUUACCACUGAGAAAUGGAGAAAAAGACAAAUAUGGGCCUCUGCUGUUUUUAAAGGUUUAUUUCAUUAGUGUGCAGCACACAUGAAAUGUUAGUACGCUCUUCAUUAGCUGCGAGUCCUGAACAAUCAGUAGCCUGUGUCUCCCCCACUGCUAACUGCACAUGUGCUUCUGCCUCUGUCUCUAUUUAUUCCUGGGAUUCUGGUCUUAUUUAUUUACUUAUUUAUAUUCACUUCAUCAUUGUGUGUUUUUUUUGUCGUCCUCUAUGUUCACUGUCUGCAGGGGCACAUGCAAGUAGGCAUUUCAUUGUAUAUGGUACUCGUAUUUGUACAUAUGACAAUAAAAGAAUUGAACUGAAUUGAA